This is a messenger RNA of Amphibalanus amphitrite, 2824 nucleotides long. Its product is annotated as RWD domain-containing protein 2B-like. The record is from RefSeq and is a predicted model, not a curated record. Gene Ontology annotation, molecular function: protein binding. The transcript has 7 exons. NCBI's taxonomy places the organism in Eukaryota, Metazoa, Arthropoda, Thecostraca, Balanomorpha, Balanidae. The coding region runs from base 487 to 1479 and encodes 330 amino acids.
UUCCACAUUAAUGAGAGAUGUUGCAUAAAAUCUCAAAAUAAAUCGAUUGCAGGUUCUGUCCUGGUGCAUUGUCUCUUUUUAUACAAACCUUCAGAACAAUCAGGAAUUUAAUUGAUACCUGCACGUUUGUUUUUAAUCCAGAGAUUAGCACUUCAUAGAUUGCAUUAAUGGACCCUCUCUAAACGCUGUAAUAUAGCAGCUAAAAAUGAUUAAUCAGUUUGAUCACUUUGAUGUCGCUAAAGACAAUGCUUGGGUUUGCAGUAGCACUCCCCAGGCUGUUUAUGAGAUCCUGGGUUCAUAUUGCAGCUUAGGUAAUUCAUCAGUUCAUGUUGCAUCUUCAGGGACAAAUUUUGGGCAUAUUGCAUUAAUUGAGGGCAAAUGUGAAACUUCUUCAGGGUUCCGGAUAACUUUGAACCACCCAGACAAGCCCUACAAAGAGAUGAAAGAUGUUCAUGACACCGCAGACCUGAGAACGGAUCGCCUGCCAUGAGUGCCCCGGCAGCGGCGGAGGCGGCGGCCGCCGAGCUGCGCCUGCUGCUCGACCUGGAGCAGCUCGAGGGCGAGAUGGAGCGCAUGAUGGACCACCAGGAGCUGGCCGAGACCUGCCAGCUGCAGCUCACUGAGCUAGAGAUGCUGGCCGCCAUGUUCCCGCAGCCCGGCGAGCUCAAGGUCAUCGACCCAGCGGCCGUGGCAGAGAUGACCGAGUUCGUGGAGGGCAGUCUGCACGACCCGCCGGCGCGGCUCGACUACACCAUCGCCUUCCAGACCGGCGACCAGGGAAAGCUGGAGCUGUCUGUGCACCUGCCUCUCGACUACCCUAACGUGGAGCCGGAUCUGUUCGUUCGCUCAGACGGCCUGAACCGCGCCCAGUCGCACACCAUCAACCAGCACCUGGCCGAACACGUGCGGACGCUGGAGCCUGGACAGCUUUACAUCGGCACCGUGGUCGCCUGGCUCCAGGACAACGCUGACAAGUAUAUUCAGAACGACGCUCAGACCAAGGACGAACCUACCGAGCAGUGUGAGGCGCCAGACGUUUUCACCCGGCUCUGGAUCUACUCCCACCACAUCUACAGCAAGGUGAAGCGACGAGACAUGCUCGAACUGGCCAAGGACUGCGCCGUCACCGGAUUCAGUUUACCCGGCAAACCGGGGAUCAUCUGUGUGGAGGGCCCGGCGGCCAACACAGCUGACUGGUGGAAACGGGUGAAGGCAUGGAACUGGAAGCGGAUCAUGCUGAAGAAGCAGGAGGAGAUCCCGCUGGCCGACGGCGCCACACACGACAGUCUGCGGCUGUUCAGCGUGUUCGAGGAGCUCAACUUCCUGCCGGCCGUGCGCUCCGGCGCCAACGAGCACCGCAUGGACAUGGGUCGGUUCUUCCAGUUUCUGGAGGAGCACCACUGCGCCCAGGUGUUCAAGGACUAUUUUGGGGUCAGUGGCCGGCCGGCCGCCGCCGCUGCGGCGACGGGAAAGGAUUGAUGACGGCGGGGGAAUGGGCUGGUGAAAUAGGGGUGUGUGGUGAAAGCUGGGGGGAGGGUAAUCAAUGAAUGAAGGUGCCACCAGUGGUGAUGGCUCAUAAGACGUUAGUCUGCUUGUUGAGAACCUAUUUUUGUACCUUCCCGCCUAUUAUUUGCUCGUUUGUGGUGUGUUUGUUGCGGUAGUCGAAGCUAAUACGAUGAAUACCUCACAUUGAUCGAAAUAUUGCUAAUUUUGAUGGAUCGUAGUUUAUUGAAACGUUUAUUUUUCAUCCCAUUCAUAAGUGCGUUAAUCAGAAUCUUCAAGGGUUCAGGGUGCCGGCGAAAAAUGGUGGUUUACGGUUUAGAACGUUGGAUGUACGGGCGGUGGGGACAAUAAAAGAUCGACUGGAAAUGUAGAACGCUGGGUUGACACGUACCUGAUGCAACAGGCAGGGCACAAAACAGGUACAGUGAGUUUUUGAAACGUGAUAGUGGUACCUGAUUCACAGUUUAUAUUUAUUAGAAUAUAGAUGUGGGUCUGGGGCCUGAGCUGUGGGAUAAGGGAACUUAGUGCAUAGUAGCUAGAUACAUAGUAAAUCGGGUCAAUUUUUAGCGAGUUAGGGCAUCGGGACACUAGGGGCUGGUAGAUUUAGGCGAACACCAAAGGCUGGGAGGGGUCACACUAACAUGUAGCUAUAUAGGUUAACCGAGCGUGCUGUGCCGCGGUACUAACGGUUUUGUGCGUUUACCCUCGCCCGGAUGGUGUCACUUUUGUGACGCGAUAGGUUAGUAGGUGUUUGUGAUGAAUAUUUGUAGCCAUUGCCCUGUGUUCAAAGACUUUUGAAUACUGGAGGUAAAUGACCCUCUCAAGUGGGCCAUUCCCGGAUCGGUGGCGUGCCUUCCAUGUUUCCUACCGGUGUUUCUUGAUUGGAUGUUUUUAUGAAGUUUGUAUUUUGACUUGGCAAACCCGACAUACGAUUGUGUGGUUGUUUCUCCCGCAUGCAAUUCGUCCUCAUUGCCUAAGUCGCGAUGCCUUCAAGUCGUUCCUGUCUGCUAGUAUAUGUAAACUCUAAAGACACAUAUAAACGGCUUUUUCCCAAGUGACUGUUAAAUGGAUUUUUGCUCGUUUUUUUUUUUUAGAGCAAGCGGGAUCGUGGAUAGCACCCAUUUACUAUGGUGAAUCGGCAAAUAUUUUAAAGGUGUUUGAUUUAGCUGAUGUAUAACGUCUGUAUGGUUGGUCCAGACCGUUUCGUACCCUACCAGGGUUCGCAUGUGUCGCAAUUCUGCCGUUUGUAUUUUCUACCCCACGUUUGAUACCUCGAUGUUAGCUGAUCCGCUUUGUCAGCAAAUAUACAAAAUUCAGCAAA